AUGAUGCCCCGUCCUCUACUAAAGAACACCUUCAACCUCACCUACCGCAAAAUCCCCAUCCUCGCCAUCGGCCGCGAAAUCUACUGCGACACCUCCCUCGUCGCCGAAGCCCUCGAGCACUUCUUCCCGGAAUCGGAAGGCUACCGGACGCUCUACCCCCUCGCCGCAGACGGGAGGAGUUACCGGCCGAUGAUCCGGGGGUUCGCGAGUUACUGGACUGAUCGGCCGCUUUUUCGAGUGGCGUGCGGGUUGAUGCCGGCGAGUAUUUGGGCGAGUGCUUUUGGGAGGGAUCGCGAGGGAUUGAUUGGGCAUAGUAUUGAUGCGGAGAAGUUGGGCAGGAAGAUUCCGGAGAAUCUUUCGAAGCUGGAUUUGCAGCUCAGCAUGCUGGAGCCGUUGUUUGCUAAUGAUAGUGGGGAUGAGGGGUUCGUCUUUUCCACUGAGAGUCCGAGUCUGGCGGAUAUCAGUCUUUUCUAUGAACUGAAGUGGGGCGAGGAGAUAGCGAAAGGCAAGUAUACAGAAGGUAUUACUCAAGGAGAGACGAAGGAUGGGGAGCUGGAGGGUGCGGCGCCGGUGCUGAAUGCGCAGAGGUACCCGGGGUUGUGGCGGUGGUAUAAGAUGAUGGAGGUGUACUUUGAGAAUCUCCCGAGCACGGAGGAGACCUGUAAGAAUUUCGAGGAGGUGGUGAAGAAGAUGAGGGAGUCACCGGCGCUAGGGACGAGGUCACUGUUGUUACCGACUCCCAGGUCUACGCAUGCGGAGCUGGACAAGAAGACUGGGUGUGUUGAAGGGGCGUUGGUGUCGAUUGCGCCUGAUGAUACUGGGCGGGAUGACCCAACACUAGGAACACUAAUAGCAAUGUCCCCCGAAGAAGUCGUCAUCAAGCCUCAAAAGCUCGAUCCCCCUGCGACCGUCGACGUCCGCAUCCACUUCCCACGACUCGGCUUCGUAGUGCGGCCAUCACCAGCAUCGAAACUAUGA
This is a messenger RNA of Saxophila tyrrhenica, 978 nucleotides long. RefSeq lists its product as uncharacterized. The record is from RefSeq and is a predicted model, not a curated record. The transcript has 2 exons. NCBI's taxonomy places the organism in Eukaryota, Fungi, Ascomycota, Dothideomycetes, Mycosphaerellales, Extremaceae. Bases 1 to 978 code for a protein of 325 amino acids.